This is a messenger RNA of Porites evermanni, 6182 nucleotides long. Lineage: Eukaryota; Metazoa; Cnidaria; Anthozoa; Scleractinia; Poritidae. The record is from the annotation of a GenBank genome assembly.
AUGAUAACUCUCUCAAAGAAGAUUAAGGAAGAAAGGGACAAGAAGGAGAAGGUGAAAAGUACUUCUGGGAGUCCCAAAAUCUCGAGAAUAUCCGUUCGAGAUAAGUUACUUGUCAAAGGUAUGCUCAUAUACUUGCAUAAGACAUAGAUCGUUGUUGUAACUGAACCUAAUUUAUGAGUUCAAAAAGCUUAUAUGUCCAGGUUACUACCUAGCGUUGGAAGCCUAGAUUUUUAUUGCAGUUUUUAUGUUUUGUCUAUUUUUUGCUAGUUUAUGCUCGUACUCAAUACGCCCCGGUACUUGUUUUUGUUUUUCCGCUUUUAGAAGUGACAGAACUGGAGGAAAAUGCGCUUGGUAAGAGCUAAAUAUGAGCCUUAUCUGCUGUAAUAUCGAUGCAAGUUUGGGACCGUUAUACAUUUCUGGUAAACUGCCCACCUACCCCUCCCCCAAGCCAACAUUUUGUCCUAAGUGAGAAGUGAGUAUUGAUGUAGGUUUAGGGGAUAGGUAGGUGGACAGUUCCCAGAAAUGUAUAAUGCCUACAAUCUUGUAAGAGAACGGUCCUUGUAACUAAAUAUGCAUACAUUUUGUGAUGUUUAUAAUUAAAUAAACCGCUUAGACAGUUUUUUGUUUGACAUUCUCCCCUUGGUUGGGAUUUUUAUCAAUGCAUAGGUAAUAACAAGCUUACUUAUAACUCUUGAACAAUGAAGACUUGAGAAUCUCAGAAAAUAUACUGUUCAGAUUCCUUGUGGUCUGCCAAGUCCUUAGAGAAUUGUAUUAAGCAUACUUGUAUGUGCCCCGCUCCCCACCCUGAAGAGUGGGGUGGGACAGCUCCAAAGCACCUAAAGAUACCACAUUUACUCAAAUGAGUACCAUCCUCGAAUAAGCAACACGUUUGGGACAACAGAGUUAAUAAAUUUUCUGUAUGAACAAUAGAAAACUUGAGCCUUGUAAUGUAUAAGGGAAAGAUUUUGUGAUAGUUUGAAAAUUGUUUUUCGUGUCUACAGAAAGUUGAUCAUGUGAACAACUAUUGCAAACGGCCUAUUAGCAAGCAUGGUACAUCUGAACCUUGAUUAUAACAAAACCUUGUUACAGCAGACAAAUUUGGGCAGUCCCUUGACCCUUUGUUAUUGAGAUUCCACUGUGCAAGUGCAAGUGCAAGUGAAGCCCUGGUGGCAGCACUUGGGUUUAUAGUGUACAUGAGAUUGUGUGAAUCUGGACAAUAAAAAAAAUAAAAAAUAUGAUCGUCUGCCACAUUGGAAUGUUGGUUCCCUCCCUAAUGCUCAGCAAGGUUUUCCUCUUUACUUCUGCUUGCCUCUCUCCUCAAAAACCAACACUUCAAAAUUCCAAUUCGAUCUGGAAUCAACACACAGACACAUCUAAAUAAGUUCUUAAGAACUCAUACAUUGUAAGUGCUCUAUGUGCAAAUGAAUUACAAUAAUUACUGCUAUUUACAGGUGUUUCACUUUAUGCGUUGUCUUUUGCCUGUCUUUGUGUUUGCAUGAAUCACAUAUGUAAGUCAGUUCUCAGUUUGGUGAUCUUAUCAUUUUUAGUCUCACUUCUCUUUUUAUUACAGAAUCUUGCAAAGUUGAGUUUAAGGACCCAAAUGUUCUUCAUGAAUUCACUCUCACCAUAACUCCAGGUAAGAAAGUAGACCUUUUUCCUUCAUUUUUUGUUCAGACGUAUUGUACACUUUACCUUAUUCAUCAAUUUUUAUUUUCUUAAUUUGAAGGAGAGGGCUACUGGAAGGAUGGGAUUUUUAUCUUUCAUGUCCUUAUACCAGAGGAUUAUAACAUAAAGGUCAGCAAAAAGUGUUAAUACUUUUAUUAUUAAAGUUGGCGUACAUGUAUGUGUUUAUCAGUUUUUUCUACAAGCUGUUCCUUAUUAUGUUUUUUUCUAGUGUAUAAGAUUAUCUUGUGAAGGUUCAGUUAUUUCCGUACUUCAAUUUUUAUUAGGAUCCCUUCGGCACAGCUUAAACAAAAAUUAGGUUUGUUGUCUCUGUCCAAAAAAAGAGAAAAUGGUGGACACAUGACCCACAAUGCGAGAUAGAAGUGAUUAUAUAUUCAGCAUGCAAAAGUAUGAUAUUAGGGCCGUUUAUACGAGAGAAAAUAAGCCGUGGCUUACUAUAGCCGCGGCUUACAUAAGACGUGAACACCCCGUAUAAAUGGUACAAAAUCUAUGUUCACGGCUUAUUCAACCCAAGGCCAGCUCAGGCCGCGGCUUAUCCUGGCCGAGGGGUUUUGGGAUGGGCUUAUGCAAGCCGCGGCUUACCUUGGACGUGAAAGCGUUCAUAUAAAUGCACUCAAACGUUGUCCGCGGCUUGCUGAAGCCAUGAACGACUGCUGCACAUGCUCUGUUUUCAAUUAUAUCCCAGACCUUAACGGCCAAGAGACGCGCGUUGCAAUGGUGGGAAAAUGAGUUUUGUUUACAUUUACACCGUGGAAAAUGGUGGAUAGAGAUUCAUGUAAAAAAAGAAAUGUGUGGGGUCCCCCAAAAGAAAAACAAAUCCUGCUCAUAUGCAGCGAGCUUGAGAUUGCGGGGCAGCUCGAUGUCUGUGCUACCUCGCCAAGCGUAAGUUUGCCGAUUUUGAUUUUAAAUCUACGCUUAUCAAAAGCACAACCUGGCCGCGAACUAAGCCGUGAACCAUUUAUACAAGCGGUUCGCGUCUAAUAUAAGCCGUACUCGUAUAAAUGGUUCCUUUCACAUCUUAUAUGAGCCUCAGCCAGAGUAAGCCGCUGCUUAUUUUCUCUCGUAUAAACGGCCCUAAUAUCUCUUCCACAAGAUAGAAAGAAAGGUGCAAAUGAGUCAGACUACUGAUGUAUGACCAAUGAUGUCUAGAUUUUGAGAUCAAACCAAAAGUUUCUAAGACCAACUAUUUGCCUCUCCCCCACCCCAUAGCCUAUUAAGCUAUGGACUUGUGGUAUGCUUCUUAUAAUUCAUUAUUAUUCUGAUGAUGAACUUCUGUAGCAUCCUAUCCUGGGUAGGGAUAAGCGGGGAGGGGGGAGGGGGGACAUUUUUUUUCUUGAAUUCAAUCUGGUUGACCAAAAAUUGAUGCUUUGAUUAAUUUUUUUUCAGCCACCACAUGUCUGGUGUGAAACAAAAAUUUGGCAUCCAAAUAUAAGUGAGAAUGGUGAAGUGUGUUUAAGGUAUGGUCAAAUGUGGUUUUGAAUGCUCUGACCCUCUUCACUUAGAUUUAAUGCUUCUUUAGGUUUUCAAUUCCUAUCCCAAACUUAAUAAGAGGUUGAAAUGCAUUCCAUGUGACAUGUUGUUCCAAAAAGCUCAUGGAUUUGAUUAUAUAAUAAUUAUUAAUAAACCUAUUAUUAUUUUGACCAUUUGUUGCCAACUGUAGGUGUAUUAAAUUAUUGAUACAGAAGUAAUUAAUUGAAAGUAAUUGCAAUCAUAUUAUAAUCUCCUGGUUGAUAUUUCACAUGCAUCGCAUGUAUGUAGCCAGCAUUCAUUUGGACUUUCACUAGGAAUGAAUGGAAUGCACAGAACCCAAUUUGAUCACAAGCGUCUCGACCUUCCACCCUUCGUAAUCUGAUCACACAUGUUUUGACCAUCUGUCACUCGAAACUUAGACAAAGCACAGCAAUGGAGCAAAAGCAUUUGGAUCUUUGAUCGUUGUCACCCACACUCCCUAAUCUUUGGUUAUUACUAGUGUUUCAUCUUUUUUUUUUCCGUUCAGUUUGUUGAGGGAACACACACUUGAUGGUUCUGGCUGGGCUCCAACUAGAAAAUUAAAGGUACAAAGUUAAUAAUUUUCUUAUAAAGCCUCAAAAGUGAUCAACACCAAUUUUCUCUGGACAAUAUCAAUACAGAAUUACUAAAGAUAAAAGGUUAUGGGAAUUAAUAAAAUUAUUCAUAAAGAGAGAAUGCAUGGAUCUUUUAUCAAAUUCUUCUUCAAUAAUUCCUUAAGGAAAUGUAUAUGUAUUCCAGUCUAAAGGUCUAUACUGAUAUUUUUUUUUAAGGUCAUUUGGUGAUCACCAUAGUACACUGUAUGUUAGUAUGUUCGUAUGUGACAAUUUUAUUCAUGGGGUUUACAGUACAUUAGUUGCUUUGUACGGCACUUGUGCACUUAAAAAAUAGUACCAACAUCUUACCUUAGGCAACGACUGCAACCUGGGCCCUGAAAAUUAGCACGUUAAGUCCCCUUGCUAACACCAACAACAACAAAACCCCAGUAGUCCUGCCUUAAGAUAACAUCACAGUGCAAGAUUUCACAUCAAUAGUGUUAUCAGCAGUAGUUUUUCUUGUGAAUUAUUUUAGACUUUGUUCUUUUUACCUUAUUGUUGUAAAUUAUUAUUAUUUCCCAUAGGAUAUUGUCUGGGGACUGAAUUCUUUAUUUACUGUAAGUGCUUUUCAGUGUUAUUCUAGUCUUUACUAAUAAACAAGCUUGUUCCCAAGGGUUCUCUCCCAGGGUUUUCAUUAAAAUUUCUAGGAGAAGGAGAAAGGUGUAACAUUACAGGAGAAUAUUUUAGCACAAACAGCUGCACAACAUUGCGUGAAAGGGGUGGGGGAGAGAAUUUAGUUUUAUUUUCCCCUUUUUAAGUUGGCAAAAUGUCAGAGAGGCUCUUUAGGGAGGGCAAAAUGUCUCAACUAAUUUUGUGGCUGAUAGUAGGUAAGUGAUCUCCAGCCAGGGGUAAAAUUACUUGGUAGAUUGCUGCAAGAUCAUGCCAGGGGUAACCCUGCAAAAUAUCAUAAGCAACUACUUAUAAGUGCCCCCACCCCCUCCCAAAAAAAAAACACUAACUCCCAUGGGUAUAGGCCCAUCUAUCUGUUCACAGAAAAAUACAUUUGAUUUUUAUUCCCCACUAAUUUUCUUUGUUUGAUUGAUAUUCAGCACUCUCACAACUCCAUACUACUUCAAACAGAAAGUUAAGAAAAAUUAUUGCAAAACAAACACUACCACUUUAUUAUGUGACUUUAUAAACCUAUAACUACAGUGUAUCUUGUGAAGAUGUUCCAUAAAAGGCGUUCAUAUUCAUGUUGUUUGUUUGAUUUUGUACCAGUUAGUAUUGAAAAGAAUUUUACCAUGUUUUACAGCUUAAGCAAAAACCAGUCACUGAAAAAUGUCUUUCCAUCAAUUGUGUUCGAUGUAUAGGCUCAUUUAAAACCCUGUUGCAAAGUUAUAUAAGCAGAGAUGUACAGUACAGUAGUAGCUUUCCUCUUAACAUGUUUUAUGCUACCAGAACCUGAAAUAAAGCCCCAGCUUUGUGGGCUCCCCAGCCGUAACAGGAGUUUAACAGUGAAUAGAGGCCCUGCCAGGGUAAAUUCCGACAAGCGACAUGGCCCAAAAAGUAGUGACAGCACGUAAAAUGAAAUCGCGACAAGAGACAACCUCCCUUGGCCAAAUUGUGACAGUGAUGGCAAAGCCGACAUUAAGUGACAAGCAUUUAUAAACACCGACACAACAUUUUAAAAUUCAGACGGGUAACAUGGGACCUCCCCCCCUGGCAGGGCCUCUGAAUGCUUUCAUUGUACUUUUCCCAAAUGGAUCCCCCCCCCCCUCACUAACGUUGGGAAUUGCUUGUUACUUUGUAUUUUGAAACCAGGACUUGUUAAACUUUGAUGAUCCACUAAAUGUUGAGGCGUCAGAGUUGUUUUUCAAAAAUAAGGUAAGAGCUCCUAUUGCUAUUUCUUUCAGAAUGCUCUUUUUACAUUUUGAUUGCUUGGCUAAUGCCCACCAACUUGUAAGUCUUCAGAUUGAAAACUUCAAAAUUUCAUGCCAAAUCUUUCCAUCAGAGUGUGAUUAACAAACUCAUACCUGGUAAAAAAAUUUGGGCUGACACAUUUUCAAAAAAUUCAUACGUCCAGUUUAAGUAAAUUCAAACCAUUCCAUAAAAAGAAAACGACAUGUGGACAAUCAUACCUCCCCAAAAAUCUAUGAUUUAUUAACCCUCCAAGUCAAAAGAAUUAGAUGUACCCACAUUAACUACUAACAACACCAGUACAGCCAUAGUCAAGAUAAUUAAUGAAUUGAUCACCUAAGGGAAACUGUUUUAACAAGUUCUCUCAACUAACCUCAUAAGAAAAUGUAUGAAAAUCAGUCCAUAGAGGUUUGUGAUACUGUUGCUCUGAUUCCUAGCCAACACAAUAUCCAUACCAAAAAUAUUAUUAACUUCCAACAGGAGUCAUUUCGAAGAAGAGUAGAGGACUACAUCAGAUUGUAUGCAUCACCCAGGAGAUAA